Messenger RNA from Engraulis encrasicolus (European anchovy), 4085 nucleotides. It is a transcript of the gene ttc27, whose product is annotated as tetratricopeptide repeat domain 27. The record is from RefSeq and is a predicted model, not a curated record. Gene Ontology annotation, molecular function: protein binding. The transcript has 20 exons. The coding region runs from base 343 to 2955 and encodes 870 amino acids. NCBI's taxonomy places the organism in Eukaryota, Metazoa, Chordata, Actinopteri, Clupeiformes, Engraulidae.
AUAUCCACACGGAUAGUCUGUGUCGAAUAUCAAAGCCUUUUAACCAUAGUUCUGACAAGUGAAAGGAUGCUGCCUGCCAAAAAUCCUUUCUGUCGCCCGUGCAUCUCCCAUCGACUUCAUCAAGCUACCCACAGUGCAAUGCGCUUCUGUCAUGGCUGCUCACUGGUGCCGCUUGCAGCACAUGGGUUGAAAUAAACAGCUUCUCUCAUAGGCGGAACAGCAGCGGUACCCACAGUACAGUACGCAGUAGGGGCAGGGGGCAAUAUUUAAAGUUUAAAACAUUUUGAUCCUGCCCGUGUGUAGUGUAGCGUUUGGGGGUAUUCACGUCACACGUCAACAAGAAUGGUGCGGGACGUAGAGGUUCCACUACUGCGAGGCUUUCUCUCCGACACAGAGAAAACGGAAUGGAAGCAGAAUAUUUUCAGCACUGCAGAGGGCGGUCCCCUGCUGGAGAGCCUGUUGGAGGGGGACUAUGAGGCGGUGCUGCUCAGCCCCCAGGUGCUGGACCUGCUGGGGGGAGAGAGGGAGGCGGAGGCCCCUGGUCAGCCUCAGCCCCUGGAGGAGGGAGAGAGGGACGGAGAGGGAGCGGGGGAGAGGAUUCAGGCCUACCUGCACAGGAGAGUCCUGGCCUACCUCAGCGAUGCCACUGAAGACGACCGCGCAGACAGAGAGGCAGCUCUCCUGGCGGUGGCGGUGUCCUGUCUCCACCUCUUUGUCCAGAGUAACUGGACGGGGCCCCCGGUCAGCCUCCACGUCCCUGACCUGCUGCCAGCCUCCCUAUUGCAGGCUGCACAGGAGCCUGCUGCGCUGCAUGCGUGUCUGCUGAGUGUGCUCCUGCUGGAUGGAGAGUGUGUCUACAGCCUGGUGUCCAACCCCUUCUGCCUGCUGCUGGCCCGCGUGCUGCUCGUCACCUGCCGCACACACCUCACCUCCCUCCAGUUGUUGCCAUGGUGGACUCUGCGCUACGUGUCUGUCCAUCAGCAGGUGCUGGAGGCUCGCUCCCCUCAGCUGCUCAGCCUGGCCCAGAGCUGCAUGGAGACAGUGUCGAAAUGCGAGGCCCUCCUCCCCGGCUCCACUGGGUCCAGCAGCAGGCGUCUGGCCAUGCAGUUCCACCUGGAGUGUGGCUAUACCUGCCUGACCUACUACGAGUACCAGGCGGCCAAGGACCACUUCAACCAGGCCAGACACCUCUCCGGCCUCGACAUCAACAUGACCGGCGCCCUUGGCAAGCGGACCCGCUACCAGGAGAACUUCCUGGCUCAGCUCAUACUGGACGUCAAGCGCCAGGAGGAGGCCGCCGUGCCAGAGGCCGAAAACGAGCCCGCGCCUGCGCCCACACCUACCCCUCUCAGCCUGCUGCCAAAGGACCAUGCCCUGAGUGAUGACACGGUGCUGAACAAGAUCAACCUGGCCGAGCCUGAGGAGCACGAGCUGCCCGACCUCACCGCUGAGGAACAGGCAGUUAUACUGGGCAUCUGCACCGACUUCCAGAAGAACAACCCUGUCCACAAGCUGACAGAAGAGGAACUGCUGGCCUUCACUACAUGCCUGCUGUCGCAGCCCAAGUUCUGGGCGGUGGAGGUGACGUGCCUGGCUCUGAGGACCAAGCUGGAGAAGGGGAGCUCGCGACGAGUAGAGCGAGCCAUGACGCAAACACAGACUAUCGUGGACUACUUUGAGGAGAAGACUUGCCCGGUGACCGAGAGGCUGAAGAUGUUCUACUGCUGUCCUGCCCCACCGCGCUGGACCUUCCAGAGGCAGUUGGCUAGUCUCUUGAUAGAUCUGGGUUGCGUCAGUUCGGCGCUGCUCAUCUACGAGCGUUUGGAGAUGUGGGAGGACACCGUCAUCUGCUACGAGAGGAUCGGCCAACACGGCAAGGCUGAGGAAAUUCUUCGUCGUGAGCUGGAGAAGAAGGAGACCCCGUCCCUGUUCUGCCUGCUGGGUGACGUGACGCGUGAUGCCCAGUAUUACGACCGUGCCUGGGAGCUGUCCAAGCACCGCAGUGCCCGCGCCCAGCGCUCCAAGGCCCUGCUCCACAUGCGCCAACGCCAGUUCAAGGAGUGUGUCGAGUGCUUCGAGCUGUCGUUAGGCAUCAACCCCAUGCAGCUGGGUGUGUGGUUCUCUCUGGGCUGUGCCUACUUUGCCCUGGAUGGUUACGAGGGAGCGGCCAAAGCCUUCCAGAGGUGCGUCGGACUGGAACCAGACAAUUCCGAGGCCUGGAAUAACCUGUCGUCUGCCUACAUCAAACUAGGACUGAAGAAGAAGGCUUUCCGCACCCUGCAGGAGGCCCUCAGGUGUAACUUCGAGCACUGGCAGAUCUGGGAGAACUUCCUGACAGUCGCCGUGGACGUGGGCGAGUUCUCAGAGGCCAUGAGGGCCUACCACAGGCUCAUGGACCUGCGCGACAAGCACAAAGACCUGGAGGUCCUGGAGAUCUUGGUGCGUGCAGUGGUGGAGGACCUGCCUGACGGCCAGGGGGAGCGUGCGUCGGCGUACAGGGCCAAGCUGAGAGAGCUCAUGGGCAGGGCCACCGCCUCCUGCAGCACCGACGCCCACCUGUGGCGCCUCUACGCACGUCUCUACGGCGACGGACACAGCAACAACCCCGACGACAAUGAGAAGGCCCUGCAGUUCCUGAGUAAGGCGCACCGGUGUGAGACGCAGGUGACCGGCUGGGAGAAGGAGAUCGUCACCUUCAGAGAGGUCACAAAGAGGGCGCUGGACAUGGCCGACGUCUCUCUCAGCUGUUGCAGGGCGAAGGCCAACCACCAGGAAGCGGUCCAGUUGCUGAACUCGGCCCGGCUCAGCCUGAAGAGUCUGGCCAGCAAAGCCAAGCAACUCUACACAGAUGUGGCCACGGGGGAGAUCCAGGCAGACCUGCGCGCCGACCUCCAACAGCUUGAGCAGCGAAUCAAAGAGCUGCAAGACCUGAGUGCCGAGCUGCGCAGCCAAUGAGAACGCGGAUCACACUCUCUCUCACACACAUGCUCCCGCCCUCCCUUCUGGCCUGGAAGCAGCAGAAGACAUGUCAAGAUAAUCAGAACUGAAGGAAGAUGGCGGCAGGACAACACAGCACAGGACAUGGGCCUAUACUAAGAAGCUGGUUCAGGAGCAAAUCAGGUUAAGUUAAGAGGUAAAUCAUCUAAUAGAAGAGCCUGGAGUCCUCAUUUUCUUAGGACUCCAGCCUCUUCGAUUAGAUGAUUUACCUCUUAACUUAACCUGGUUCUUAGGAAAAUGAGGAUUCCAGGCUCUUCUAUUAGAUGAUUUACCUCUUUACUCCAGAACCAUCUUCUUAGUACCGGCCUCAGGACAGGCCUGGACAGUGUUCUGCUCGUCUGUCUCGGUCUGGAGGCCUUAAUCUUUAAAUCCUCUAUUUUUAUAUUUUAAUAAACAUAACACAUCAUGACUAUGCAGAUGGAGACUCUAAAAGUGCUUCAAAUGCAGGACAGUAACUGAAACAGAUGAGAAAAUGAAAUACAACCUUUGUGCCCUUGUACACUACCAGAAUGCCACUAACAGUAUACUGUAAUACACAGAUAUGUUGCUGCGUUUAAACGUAUGUCCUAAGAAGGAUUGUCUUGCAUCGUGUGUGUGCAAUGUCUCCAAACAUGGUGUGGCCAGGCAGCUGGGCCAAAGCCUGAUGUGUACCCUAGGACCUUUUGUGCAUACAUGGCGACCCCUUGGGUAGUGAAGUUUGCUAGGACGAAUAACGCCCAUUUUUCACGGAUUUCACCCAAGAGUAUCCAAUCACUUGUUUUAAGUGUAAUUAAUAAUUGAUUGCACCGGGCGCAAAUGGGCGUUACUCGUCCUAGCAAGGCCUAGGACACUUCACUUGGAGAAAUGCCCCCAUUGUCUUUGUUUUACAGAACACGUCUGCAUCGCGUGUGUGGUGUGCAAUGUCUCCAGUCCAAACAUGGUGUGGUCAGCCAAGCCAUAGCCUGAUGUGUACCGUAGGACCUGUUGCGUGUACUGUACAUGGCGACCCCUUGUCUUUGUUUUACAGACUAACACAUGGCUGUGUAAGUGGACAUGACAUGACUGCUCUGUGGUGUAACGAGAAUAAAUUCUUUCUUUCUCCUGCCCUA